This is a messenger RNA of Rosa rugosa (rugosa rose), 2793 nucleotides long. RefSeq names its product kinesin-like protein KIN-8A. Gene Ontology annotation, molecular function: microtubule motor activity; microtubule binding; ATP binding. Lineage: Eukaryota; Viridiplantae; Streptophyta; Magnoliopsida; Rosales; Rosaceae. The record is from RefSeq and is a predicted model, not a curated record. Gene Ontology annotation, biological process: microtubule-based movement.
AACCACAAUCUUGAUCUUCCCAAACUUCUAUUUCUGCUCUGCAAUUCUGGAAAAAGCUUCAAUCUUUCUGAAAAUCUAUCAACUGGGUCGUCACCUUCAACUUUUUCUGGGCAUGUGAGAAAACUUCAAAAAUUCACAACCCUAAAAUGCCUGUAUCAACUCGGUCGCAAAGUGAACGGAAACCCAGGUCGGAUCAAGAACAGACCCACUCAAAUCUUCUUCCUCUGCGAAACCCACACCAUGGAUUGAAGGAAAAGAUGAAAGCUUUGACUCUACUCUACGAGCAGCAGAAGCAAGCCUCCGCAGCUCUGCGAAACUCGAAGCCCCCGGACCCGUCGGAGCUCCGACUCGCGACCCAGAAGUGUAGAAAAGAAGAGCACGAGUCGGGGCUCCGACCCGGAAGCCGGGUCGUGAUGAGAGAGAACAACGCGAUGCACAACUCCGCCGUUACAAGAACCUACGUUCUGCCUCUGCCUCCGGCCCAGGCCCAACGACAGGCCCACGACGACGCGAAGGAGAAUGCGGCGGUCGCCGGAACCACCACCGACCGGAUUCUCAGCUUCACUUCGCUUCCAAGAAAGGCCAGGCCCUCGACGACCAGGGUGGCGCGGCGGCUCUCCCUCGGAGGAGGAGGUCAGAUUUCUCAGGUGGCGCCGGAGAUGGAGAAUGUGCGAGAAUUGGAGACGAAAGUCCCAAAUUGUGGGAGCCGGAUUAUGGUGUUUGUGAGGCUUCGGCCGAUGAGCAAGAAGGAGAAGGAGGGGGGUUCUCGGUGCUGUGUGAGGAUCGUGAACCGGCGUGACGUGUACUUGACGGAGUUUGCGAACGAGAACGAUUAUCUGAGGCUGAAGAGGCUGAGGGGUCGCCAUUUCACGUUUGAUGCUUCGUUUCCAGAUUCUACUUCUCAGCAGGAAGUUUAUUCCACCAGUACAGCUGAGCUUGUGGAAGCAGUUCUGCAGGGGAGGAAUGGAUCAGUUUUCUGCUAUGGUGCCACGGGAGCUGGGAAAACGUACACAAUGCUGGGCACUCUGGAGAGUCCGGGAGUGAUGGUUUUGGCGAUCAAGGACCUCUUUACAAAGAUAAGGCAGAGGAGCUGUGAUGGAAAUCAUGUGGUUCAUCUGUCCUAUCUUGAAGUCUAUAAUGAAACUGUCAGGGAUUUGCUCUCCCCCGGACGGCCUCUGGUUCUUAGAGAAGAUAAACAGGGAAUGGUGGCAGCCGGUCUUACACAAUACAGAGCUUAUUCCACCGAUGAAGUUAUGCAAUUGCUUCAGCGGGGAAACCAAAACCGAACUACUGAACCAACUCGCUGUAAUGAAACUUCUUCUCGCUCCCAUGCUAUUUUACAGGUUGUGGUUGAAUACCAGGUAAAAGAUGCUUCUAUGAAUGUGGUCAACAGAGUAGGCAAGCUUUCACUUAUUGAUCUUGCCGGGUCCGAGAGAGCCCUUGCCACGGAUCAGAGAACAGUAAGAUCUAUUGAGGGUGCCAAUAUAAAUCGGUCACUCCUAGCACUGAGCAGCUGCAUCAAUGCUCUCGUGGAGGGAAAGAAGCACAUACCUUAUCGAAAUUCAAAGUUGACCCAACUUCUCAAGGAUUCUCUAGGAGGAGAUUGUAACACUGUAAUGAUUGCCAACAUCAGCCCAUGUAACCUCUCAUUUGGUGAAACCCAAAACACCCUUCACUGGGCUGAUCGAGCAAAGGAAAUUAGGACCAAGGCCUCUGAGGUGAACGAGGAAGUAGUGGAAGUACCUGAAUCUGAAACUGAUCGUGCCAAACUAUUACUUGAACUACAGAAAGAGAACCGUGAACUUCGAGUACAACUGGCACGUCAUCAACAGAAACUAUUAGUUGUCCAAGCACAAUCCUUGGCUGCCAAUGCAUCUCCAACCCCUUCUUCAGCUACCUCUCUCUUGACUCCUCCGUCGUCUGCCCAAGCAAAUGAGAAGAGAAAACCCAGACCAUCUUUCUUGGCUAGGAAUUGUUUCACACCUGAAUCCAAAAGAAGAGGGGCUGAUGAAGGAGUUAGAGAGCUUCAAAAGACAGUAAAAGCAUUAGAAGCAGAAAUAGAAAGGAUGAAGAAGGAUCAUACUUCACAGCUAAAGCAGAAGGAUAAUCUUAUUCGUGAUCUUUCACGGAAAAGUGACCAAACACCAGCACCAGCAGUGGGGAGGGAGGGGACAAAGAGGGUAGUCACAAGGGCUAGCUUGAGACCAAAGGAGCCAAGCACAGGUGAGUUGAAGAGUCCAAGCCAUCGUUUCAGGUCACCAGUCCCAACAGCGAAAAAACGAAGCUUUUGGGACAUAACAACCGCAAAUAGCCCAUCAGUUACUACACACAAUGGAAGGAAAACUAGAAGUCAUGUUAUUUGUGAACCACCUGCUGUUCCCUCCAUGCUUCUCCAGCUUGUCUAUCCAUGUUUCUGCUUUGUGAUAUUUUUUGGACCGCACAUCAUCAUAUACCAGCCAGGUUUUGCACGACAAAAGCCCGAGCGUCUGAAGUAACACAGGAAGGAUGAAGAUGAAGGGAAAGAGAAAAGGACUACUUGGAGUUGUCUGCAAAAUGGAAAGAUUAUGGCAUUCUAGCUAAAGUGGCGGGCUGUUACCUGGUGGAAAUAUUAUUACUGGGUAGGAGCGGGGCUGCUGUUACUUGUAUUUUAUGUCAUGUGCUGCUGUGAUCAAUCAUAUCACAAUGGAGUCUGUGUUCAUCACAUCAUUCUUUCUACAUACUGUUUCUUCUGUAGAGUCAGCAAAACACAGUUCAUUAGUUUAAUAUUUUGUUUCUUCGUCAGAAUAAUGGUUA